This is a messenger RNA of Dipodomys ordii (Ord's kangaroo rat), 2143 nucleotides long. RefSeq names its product cytochrome b5 reductase 4. The record is from RefSeq and is a predicted model, not a curated record. Gene Ontology annotation, biological process: generation of precursor metabolites and energy; superoxide metabolic process. Gene Ontology annotation, molecular function: oxidoreductase activity; heme binding. Gene Ontology annotation, cellular component: endoplasmic reticulum. The transcript has 16 exons. Lineage: Eukaryota; Metazoa; Chordata; Mammalia; Rodentia; Heteromyidae. Bases 98 to 1660 code for a protein of 520 amino acids.
UUGGCGUCUGCCCGGCCACGGAGCCGGAGCGAACGGCGCUGAGCCGUGCGGUGUGGACUCCGGGCAGGGCCGGGCCGGGCCGGGCCGGGGGUCCAGGAUGCUGAACGUCCCGUCUCAGUCCUUCCCAGGCCCCAGCUCCCAGCAGCGCGCCGCCUCUGGGGGCCGCAGCAAGGUCCCUUUAAAACAAGGCAGAAGUCUUAUGGAUUGGAUUCGACUGACCAAAAGUGGAAAGGACCUGACAGGUAUGCAAGGCAGGCUGAUUGAAGUCACUGAAGAAGAACUUAAGAAACACAACAAGAAAGAUGAUUGCUGGAUAUGCAUAAGGGGGUAUGUUUAUAACGUCAGCCCGUACAUGGAGUAUCACCCUGGUGGAGAAGAGGAGCUCAUGAGAGCAGCGGGAGCGGAUGGCACCGAUCUUUUCGAUCAGGUUCACCGUUGGGUCAAUUAUGAAUCCAUGCUGAAGGAAUGCCUGGUUGGCAGGAUGGCAGUGAAGCUCACUGCUCUGAAAGACUAUCGUGAGGAAAGGCGAGUCUUAAAUGGUUUGCUUCCGAAGAGGCCAGCGACAGAUGCGCCUGCCAUGGAAAGUCCCUCUUCUCCAAGCUACGACUGGUUCCAAACAGACUCUUCAGUUACCAUCGUCAUAUACACAAAACAGAAGGAUAUCAGUUUAGAAUCAAUAAUCAUUGAUCAUCAGGAUGGUUCCUUUAGAGCAGAAACAAUCAUGAAGGAUUAUUCAUAUCUUAUACAUAUUGGGCUAAGCCAUGAGGUUCAGGAAGACUUUUCUGUGCGGGUUGUUGAGAACGUGGGAAAAAUAGAGAUUAUCCUUAAGAAAAGAGAGAAUACUUCCUGGAAGAGUCUUGGCCAUCCACUGGAGAUGCACCUUUCAUUUAUUCCAAGGAAAGAUAGAGGUCUGUACUACAGGAAGUGCCAGCUGGUGUCAAAGGCAGUCGUCACUCCUGACACAAGGCUGUUCUGUGUGGCACUGCCUCCAUGCACUCAUCUGCAGGUGCAGGCCGGGCACCAUGUUUACCUCAAGCUGACCAUUGCAGGUACAGAAAUAGUGAAGCCAUAUACACCUGUAUCUGAUUCCUUAGUCUCAGAGUUCAAAGAGCCAGUUCUUCCUAACAAUAAAUACAUUUACUUUUUGAUCAAAAUUUAUCCUUCUGGACUUUUCACACCUGAGCUUGAUCGUCUUGAGAUCGGAGAUUUUGUUUCUGUAAGCAGUCCUGAGGGCAGUUUUAAAAUAUCCAAACUCCAGGAAUUAGAAGAUCUCUUUUUAUUGGCAGCUGGAACAGGCUUCACACCAAUGGUUAAAAUUCUGAAUUAUGCUUUGACUAAUGUACCCAGUCUCAGGAAGAUAAAGUUGAUGUUCUUCAAUAAAACAGAGGAUGAUAUAAUUUGGAGAAGACAAUUAGAGAAAUUGGCAUUUGACAAUGAAAGAUUUGAUGUUGAAUUUGUUCUCUCAGCACCUGCUUUGGAAUGGAAUGGCAAACGGGGACACAUUUCACCAGCUCUUCUCUCUGAAUUUUUGAAAAGAAGCCUAGAAAACUCCAAAGUCCUCCUGUGCAUUUGUGGACCGGUGCCAUUUACGGAGCUUGGAACUGGGUUGCUGUACGAUCUUAACUUCUCCACAGAUGAGAUCCAUAGUUUUACGGCAUGAUGAAGACCUUCCAUUGUCUUCUAUUCAACCAGGUUAUUUUCAUCUGUGAUGGACUGAGAUUUUUUUAAGUGAACAUUUUUGUAUGUCCUAAAGGUUAACUAGAGUCCAGGCUUCCAUUUCUUAAAUGAAAUCCAGUGUUCCCUCAGUACAGGUAACUUCUUGGUUUUUUUACUACUGAUAUUUAACCUGGACAGCCAAUCAUGACAACAGUGACAUGCAAGAUUCUUUGUUAUGGGUUACAAAUUUCCUUAUAUUCAGAUUGUAUCACUGUUCUACUAUAUCACUUGCCAAUGGUCACUUUGAUUAUGUUUCUAUGCUAUUGUAUUAUUAGCAAUACGUUCUAUUUUACUCAGGAAUUGAUCAUUUAUGUCUUUGUUGUUAAUAUUAAAAUGUGAAAUAUGGUAAUUUAUUAAGUGACCCAAACAAUUUUUUGUAUGUAUGGCAUUGAUGCAGAGUAGAAUAAAAUUAUACUUCAGUACUUUU